Messenger RNA from Haliotis rufescens (red abalone), 2519 nucleotides. Its product is annotated as MOB-like protein phocein. Gene Ontology annotation, cellular component: cytoplasm. The transcript is spliced from 8 exons. Bases 10 to 693 code for a protein of 227 amino acids. Lineage: Eukaryota; Metazoa; Mollusca; Gastropoda; Lepetellida; Haliotidae. The record is from RefSeq and is a predicted model, not a curated record.
UUGACCAAAAUGAAAAUGGCUGCCACCGAUACUGCAGGCACGAUUGUUAGGAGGAAUCGUCCUGGUACUAAAUCUCAGAACUGGUGCAGCUGGCAGGAUGAGUCCUUUGAGGAGAUGGACAGCACACUUGCAGUGCAACAGUUCAUUCAACAAGCUAUCAGAAAGGACUUCACCAAUGUUGUUGAGAUCCUGACCCCCCCAGAGGGCCAGGAUGAGGGGGUAUGGAAGUAUGAACAUCUCAGACAAUUCUGUAUGGAACUUAAUGGAUUGGCAGUUAAGUUACAGCAAAGUGACUGCAACCCUGAGACAUGCACCCAGAUGACCGCCACGGAACAGUGGAUCUUCCUUUGUGCUGCCCAUAAGACUCCAAAGGAGUGCCCAGCAAUAGACUACACCCGGCACACCCUGGACGGAGCAGCCUGUCUACUUAAUAGCAACAAGUACUUCCCUAGCAGAGUGAGCAUCAAGGAAUCCUCAGUAGCCAAGUUGGGGUCCGUCUGCCGCCGUGUGUAUCGAAUAUUCUCACAUGCAUACUUCCAUCACCGAACACUGUUUGAUGAAUAUGAGAAUGAGACUUACCUGUGCCGUCGAUUCACCCAGUUUGUGACAAAAUACAAUCUGAUGUCCAAAGACAACCUUAUUGUUCCUAUACUGGAGGACCAGCAGUCUAUAGAAGGGGAGAGUGAAGCCUAGAGUAUCUGUCCCUGCCUACUUCAGGGAGCAGCAGUACAAUACUCAGCCUGCUAGAGCACCAUGUAACACAGCAUUGUGAAAGACUACAGCAGAUUGUAGCGAAGCAUGUGCUGUAGGGUGUAACAUUCAACAUAGAUUCGUCAUCAUGAUACUUGGUGUCCCAAUACAUGUUUUGCAGGAAGAGAAAUUAACGCUACCCUGAACCAGUUUCACAUAUGGUAAAGUUUCAAACAUUUUGUGGAUGUUUCUAUGUUAUCACUAGGGCUAGUAGACUUUAUAGUUUAUUCUCUAUCCCUGUGUUGUGUCAGGAAAUCAUGCACUGACGCACCUCCAUGUGUUUGAAUGAGGAGGGCAUACUAUGUAGCAUGAACAGGGAUAGAUCUCUUACAAGGAAUCUGCUUCUCACAAACUUCAUGUAAAUAACAGGAAUAGCUUACCCAUUUCGGAGAACUGAGGUUUUCCAGUUCGUGAUUUGUCAGGUUUUUUCACCAGACAGAAAUUCUAUGGUGCCAGAUGACUAUCUUUUACAGAACAAUAUCUUUUACAAUACAAAAACUUCAUGCUCAUUAAUGCACCACCUGUUUUAUCUUUGCAUAUAAAUGCUUGUCAUAAGGGGACAAACAGGAUCGGGUGGUCAGGCUCUCUGACAUGGUUAAUGCAUUUCAUCGUAUCCCAAUUGCAAAGAUUAAUGCUCAUGUCAAUCACUGGGUUGUCUUAUAAAGACUCGAUUAUUUGCAGACCUCAGUCAUAUAGCUGGAAUAUUGCUGAGUGGGGCAUUAAACAACAGACAAAACAAAACACACAAAAAAAAUCAAAUCAAAUCUGUUUUGCAGCCACAAACAAAAUUGUUGUCAUAAAUGCAUAAUAGAAAAAAACAACUAGCAUCAACGAUAAAUUCCUUUAAUCAUUUUUCAUUAUUAUGAAAUCUCUUCAACAUGUUCAAGUACCAGGGAGAACAAGAUACUUCCUCACAUUGUAGGUUCUCUGGGAUGUAAUCAGUGCACUGAUAGGUUUAGAAAAUAACAAAUGUCACACAAAAAUAUCAAAAAGAUUCAGACAGUUUGCCAUUGUCCACCUUGCUUCAAUGCUGUAUCAGGAUAUGUUCUGUUAUUUACACCAUUAAUCUCCAGUUUAUCAUGGUGAUAUAAAUUAAUUUUAGACAGGAGAGUUGUAUAUUCCAAAUUAGUUCAUUUCAAAGAAGAAUCUUGUACAGUGUUCAAACGGUGUGGCACGGACGACACCAGAAAGCAAUUACUGUACAUAUUGUAUAUAAUGUGUAUUUAUCAGUGUCUGUAUGUGUUUGUACUGCCAGUGUUGCAUAGUCGUAUACCGCAUUGUUAGCGAUAAAAUUUUCGAACUCUUGCAUGCAUGUGUAUCAUCCUCUUUUAAUAUAUAUAAAUACUACUCAAAAGAAGUUAAGGAACAUGUGACUGUUGAUCUGUCAUGGCUUGUGGGUAUAGCAACACACAACCUUCAAAUUGUAGGUGUUCCUUAACUUGUUUUGAGUAUCAUAGAUUCAGUAUGAGUAAUUGUUUAGGUAUUUUAUUAGUAAAAUCCUUGUUUUGGCUCCUGAAAAUUGACAAUCAUACUCAUCUGGGAGAUCACAGAAUAGAAUAUAAUCUGGAUAGAACAUGGACUUGAUAAGAAAAACGUUUCUGUUGUCAUAGAUACUUCAGCAUGUUCAGGAAAUAUAGAUUUUGUGUACCUCUGAACAAAUUAUGACAUGCUAUGUACAGUGUAUAAGUUUGUGUUUUUGUAACAAUGCUUACACUUUAUGUACAGCACAUCAAUAUCAUAGGACGUAAAAUAAACUAUCUGUGUUCGUA